This is a messenger RNA of Trichoderma reesei QM6a, 510 nucleotides long. RefSeq lists its product as uncharacterized. The record is from RefSeq and is a predicted model, not a curated record. The transcript has 3 exons. Bases 18 to 353 code for a protein of 111 amino acids. Lineage: Eukaryota; Fungi; Ascomycota; Sordariomycetes; Hypocreales; Hypocreaceae.
UUCAACAACUCGCCAAGAUGCGUUUCGCUAUGAUCUUCACCGUCCUCAGCCUCUCCCUCGGGAGCAUGGCCGCCGAGGCUGCUGAUGCCUCCGAGGCCUCUGACGCCCACAACUGGGAUGACUUCCUCGACCACCUCCACGACAUCCGCAACAUCCAGGAUCUCCAGGAUCUUCUCAGCCUCGGCAUUGGCCGCUGGGGAAACAACCCUUGUGAGCGCGUUGGCGGUACUUGCGAUCCUCUUGGUGCAACCUUCUGCCGCGGCACCUUCGAUGUCGCCAUCAGCGGCCUGCCUUGCCGCGCUGCUAUUGGAACUCCUGUCACUGGCUGCUGCUGGCACGCACCUCGCAUCUAAGCUUGCGUCUCUCGAGACUCAUAGCCAGGCGCAAUGAUGCUGCCACUUGGACAAUAUAGUUGUUGUAUGGUAUUGGAUCAAUGAGGGGGUUAGCCAUACCGACUUUGAUAGGAGAUGAACGAACUUUGAAUGGGAGAUGAAACUUUUAUAAACUAUC